AUGCAGAAAUCCGGCUCCGACGAGGGAGCCUCGGCUGCUGGCCAGCCUGAGGAGACUCCAGCGGCUCCCUCCCAGAAAUCCAUUGAUUCCGGCAAUGGCGCCGAGUUUCAAAUCAGUUUGAACGAGUUUCUAGAGUUUCUAAAACUAUCCUGUCAUGUGAACGAUAUGAUUGCGAAGGCCGACAUGGGAAAACCACACAAUAGGGAGCCGAUACCGCCGGUGGAGGGCAGUGCGGUGUCAACCAAGAGAACUACCAAGAAGGACGAGUUCGACUUUGCCGAACUGGCGGACAAUCCACUGGUCAACGAGCUCCUGGGACUGAGACGACCCUCGCGGAGCUCCAACGAGAGUCGCUCCAGCUUGCUCCAGGAUGCGAAAUCCAGUACAUUGCGCUCGGGGCACAGCCACCACAGCCGCUCUUCCCGUCCAGAGUCGACCUAUCGGGGAUUGCAUCCCAAGCUUGGCGAGCAACUGGAUGCGGCCAUUAAUGAGGGUGUUCUGGACUCUGUUCUGUCAUUUAUAUGCCCGGUGCCCAUGCCCACGCAACUCCAGAAUGGCAAAACUAAGUCCAAGCAGCUGCAGCCUCCGAAAGAGCUUCUCACCCAGACAUCGGCCACUAUCACUCCCUAUCCGAAUCCCAUUCCAUCGGCAGCUCCGCUCACCUCAGGAGCAUCGAAAUCCAUGAUGGAGAUAGGCCACUCACAUGGGCCUCUGCCGGCAGCCACUCCCUCGGCUCCUUGCCUGCAGCAGGCUAAUCCCAGAGGAGAUGCUUUACAUUCGGAUCAGAUCACCAACAGCAUGGUGCGCGCCAUGAUUAAGGAGCCGAUUCCAAAGCCUGGUGCAAUGAACGCCGGCAGACGCAAGUCUCUGCUGCUGGUCAAGGAUAGCAAACAUGCCAGGCAGGAGCGUAAGGAGCCGGAAGUGGUGAUCCACGUCUGCGACGAGGUGAAGAACACCUCGAAGGACUUCACCUGCCCGCAGCAUUUGCUGGUGACCAAAAUGGGUUACUUUGCGGACGUGACUGCCGGUCAGAGAUUGGAGGAGAUGGACAUAUCGGUGCACUGCGACAUCCUGAUCUUCGACUGGCUGAUGAAGUGGAUCAAGCACAGUGCCCAGAGCCAGGAUCUUCCGGUUCCCACCCAGAGCACUGGUCCCCAGUUGGAUGGCAAUAAUGUGGUGCCCAUUCUGGUGUCGGCCAGCUUUCUGCAGAUGGAACCUCUACUCCUUGAGUGCUUGGCCUUUUGUCAUGCCCAUCUCAGCGAAGUUGUACGAACGUCCACGAAUCUGUCCUGUCUGAAUGACGCAUUGGUCAGCCGACUGGCGGCCAUGUUCACGAAUCUCGAGCUGGAGAUGGUCAGGGAUAAAAAGGAGCGAGUGACACCGCGUCUGUGGACCAAAUUGAUUCAGUCCCUCUGCGAACCGGAUCCGGAAGCCCUAAGGGGACACUUCUACAGCAUGUCCGGUUUGUUCCGCUGCUCCAAGUGCUUCAAUUGCGUGACCAACACUAUGAAAUCCUAUGUGAGCUGUGUGCCCAGCAACAUUCGGCUGAAUCGCUGGGGCCAAUUGAUGAGCCACCACGUGCGGGACACCAACUGGGAUCUUAAUGUCUACAUCGUUCAGCUGUUCAAGGAGCUCAAGUCCUGGCGCAAGGUGUACUGGAAGUUAUGGGGUCACUGCCACUACCUGUACUGCUGCACGUGCGAGGCUCAUUUUCCGGUCUAUCAGAUGCACUGGUGCCGCUUCCAUCCGGAGGCACCGAACUUUCUGGGUCCCGUGGGAAAUGCCGGACCCGCCGGCCGCUUCUCCUGCUGCGGUCAGCAGGCCUUCCGCUAUGAAACGCUGCCGGGACCAAAUGGUUGCCAGUUCCGCGAGCACAGUGUCCUUGUGGAGACGGAUAGAGAGCGUGCCAUCCUGGCCAUUGCCCAGUUGGUGGGCGAGAACUACGCCUUGUGCGAGCAGCCACCGUUGAGGAUUCAGGAACUGGCCGCCGCCGGCGAGAUCAGUCCCAGCUGGCAGGGUAUCUCACUAACGCCACAGAGAUGUCGCCAGGGACUUUUGCCCCAACUCUGCAUGGAUAGUGUGCUCAAGAGAGUGACCAACCAUCGUGUGAGCCGUCGGAUGCGAGGAUCUCGCUACCAAAUGGACACCAGCACCGAUUCGGAGACGACUUCCACCAGCGAGGAUGAUGCUCGAUGCCUGCGACCACGCAUGCGUAACGUUCACGAUGACGACGAAGACUACAGUACGAGUAGCGAUGGCUGCGAGUCGGAGCAUCGUCCUCCACCAAGGAAAACUAGAGGCAAAAAAUCACGAAAGCGUCCCACCGAUGUGUCGGGUCGCUUUUGGUCCGGCGAGUUGUCCGCGCGCAGCAACCAGGAUCAUCAGCGCGACUUCGAGGAGAAGAUCAUGAAGCAGGUCGCCAAUUAUGUGACCAAAAAGACCGGAACGGAUCAGUGCCUGGUGCAGAAUGCCCAACCGCUUGGUGGCUCCUACGUGCGACUCGAGUCCGAAUGGAAGGAGAUGCUUAAGCAGCGGCACAGCCAUCACACGAUCCAGGGAACCAAUGCCACUGGCCCAUCCGUGCCUCAAAGCAGCAGCAGCUGCCUGGGAUCGGCACUUGCAACUGGUGGCUCCUCCGUGUCCGUCAUGUCCAAGCAAAAGCACAAGUAGAAAUUCGUGUUAUAUUAUUCGCUAGCAAGCAUCGUAGACCAAAUAUUUAGUCACAGAUUCUUAGUCAAAUAUUUAGUGCAAACCAUAGUCACAUUGAAAUGUAGAAAAAUUAAAUGAAUAUGUAGCAGAAUAUAUAUAUAAAUGAUUAUAUCUCGAUGA
Messenger RNA from Drosophila mauritiana, 2829 nucleotides. RefSeq lists its product as uncharacterized. The coding region runs from base 1 to 2670 and encodes 889 amino acids. The transcript has 5 exons. NCBI's taxonomy places the organism in Eukaryota, Metazoa, Arthropoda, Insecta, Diptera, Drosophilidae. The record is from RefSeq and is a predicted model, not a curated record.